GCCGGCCGGGGGGGUGACGAGGGCGGCGGCGACGGCGGGCGCGAGAGAAGCGGUGGAAGAGAAGGGCCGGCAGGGCCUGGUCGCCCGAUGGUGGGCCGGCGCUCGCCAUGGACAAGAUCCUGGAGGGCCUGGUGAGCUCCUCGCACCCGCUGCCGCUGAAGCGCGUGAUCGUGCGGCGCGUGGUGGAGUCGGCCGAGACGCCUCAGAGCGCGCCCGAGUGCCGGGCCAUGUUCUCGCUCAGCACCCGCCUCAUCCUUCAGGGUCCCGACCAGUUCCAGCGCCAGGUGGGGCGGCAGGUGCUCGAGGCCUACGCCCGCCACCACCGCGACGACUUCGAGGCCUUCUUCACGCGCGGACUGGUGCUGGCCUUGCUCCAGGGAGGAGACCCGGCGUCGCUGCCGCUGCUGCCGUCGCCGCCUCUUUCCGCUGUGGCUCAUGGCCUCGGGCCUAGCCUGGACCCUGCCGUGCUGGACUACAUCCAGGUGGGGCUUCGCCUGCUCAUCAGCUGCCCGGCGGUGCUGGAGCUCUUCGCGCUGCUUCAAGGGGAAGCGCUGCGCCUGGUGAGCGAGAGGCCGCCGGCCCCGCUGUGCGCUCGCCUCUGCCAGCUCCUGAGCGACUUCCCGCAGUGCCUGCCCCGCGGCAGGAAGCCCGCGCUCGCCUUCUGCCAGCAGCUGGUGCGCAGCAUCGCCCACUUCCAGACGCAGGGCACCCGCGAGGCCGAGCUGCGCCUCUACGUCUCCCAGGUCACCCAAGUCAGCGGCCUCCUGCGCAGCAUCUGGAAGGCAGAACCCGACACCCUGCUGCCCUCCUUGCAGGAGCUCUUCGCCAUCAUCUCGUCCACCGAUUUUGAACCCUCAGUUGCCUUGGCAAGUCUUGUGCAGCAUAUCCCAUUACAGAUGAUUACAGUGCUCAUCGGAAGCCUUACUACAGAUCCAAAUGUAAAAGAUGCAAGUAUGACUCAAGCUUUGUGCAGAAUGAUUGAAUGGCUGUCCUGGCCAUUGGCUCAGCAUGUGGAGACCUGGGUGAUAGCACUCUUGAAAGGGCUGGCUGCGGUCCAGAAGUUUACUAUCCUUAUUGAUGUUACUUUGCUUAAGAUUGAAAUGGUUUUUAAUCGACUUUGGUUUCCUCUUGUGAGACCUGGUGCUUUGGCUGUCCUUUCUCACAUGUUGCUUAGUUUUCAGCAUUCUCCAGAGGCUUUUCACUUGAUUGUUCCUCAUGUGGACAAGUUGGUAAAAUCCUUCAAAAUCAAUGGCCUUGCCUCCAGUGCAAUAUUCUUGGGACAGCUGAGUGAGCUAAUACACUGUAUGAUGUAUCAUUACUCUGGAUUCCCAGAACUCUAUGAACCUAUUUUAGAAGCUAUCAAGGACCUUCCCAAACCCAGUGAAGAGAAAAUUAAAAUGAUACUGAAUCAGAGUGCCUGGACAUCUCAAUCCAGUUCCUUGCAAUCUUGUCUGUCUAGAUUUUCUGGAAAAUCUGAAACGGGAAAGACUGGUCUGAUUAACUUAGGAAAUACAUGUUAUAUGAACAGUGUGAUUCAAGCAUUAUUCAUGGCUACAGAUUUCAGGAGGCACGUAUUAUCUUUAAAUCUAAAUGGGUGCAAUACACUAAUGAGAAAGUUGCAACAUCUGUUUGCAUUUUUGGCUCAUACUCAGAGAGAAGCCUAUGCUCCUCGGAUUUUCUUUGAGGCUUCCAGGCCACCCUGGUUCACCCCUAGGUCCCAGCAGGACUGCUCUGAGUAUCUCAGGUUCCUGCUAGAUAGGCUGCAUGAAGAAGAGAGGACCCUGAAAGCCCUUUCUUUGUCAAAGCUUUCAGAAGAUAUGAAUGAAGAAUCUGUAGUCCAGGAGGUGUCCAGCAAAACGCAGCUGAUUACCAAACAACCUUGCAGAGAGGAAAGAACAUUAAUAGAGAAAAUGUUUCGGGGGAAACUGCAAACAAGCAUAUGUUGUUUGAACUGCAAAAGUACUUCUUACAAAGAAGAAGCCUUCACAGAUCUUUCACUUGCUUUCUGCCCUCCUGUAUUCUUAGAAAACGUUGACCCACCAAGUACCGAAAAUUCACCUGAAGGAAAAGAUGACUGCAUGGAACAAGUCAGUACUAGGGCAUUCAGUCCUGUGGCAGAAACAGCAGCGGAUGGUCUAGCAAUUGGUGAUUGCUGUGAAAUGGUCACAAAUGAUGGGACCUCAAAAGACCCUCCCAUUGACUCAAACUGUGAAAACACUAAAGAUUCUUUUCCAUGCAAGGCUGAGAACAGGGAUAGUUUGCAGAAACACGUCAGUGAAGCUACUCCCUCAGUUACUGACUUGCUGAAUUAUUUUCUGGCACCCGAGGUUCUUAAGGGGGAUAACAAAUAUUAUUGUGAAAAAUGUGCCUCUCUACAGAAUGCGGAAAAAACUAUGCAAAUUGUGGAGGAGCCAGAAUACCUCAUUCUUACUCUCCUAAGGUUUUCAUACGACCCAAAAUGUCACAUUAGGCGCAAAAUCUUAGACAAUGUGUCUUUGCCGCUUGUUCUGGAGUUACCUGUCAAAAGAACUGCGUCACCCUUAAGUCCAGUAUCGGGCAUGUGGUCUAUGGGUGUUGAGUUUUCUGACACUGGUGAGAAUCUAGCUAAAAAACUCAAGCCUUCUGGUGCUGAAGAAGUGUGUUGCCCUCAACUAGUCCCUUAUGUUUUAAGUUCUGUAGUUGUGCAUUCUGGCAUAUCAUCUGAAAGUGGGCAUUAUUAUUCUUAUGCCCGAAACGUUGCCAGUUCAGGGCCUUCAUUAGGAUCUUGUGAUCAAACCCAAAGUCUGGCUUUAGCUUAUCCACAAAGCAACUUGAUGGCUGGAGAGGCUCCCGUUGCAGCUGCUGAAAAGGAACUGGAUGAAAAUGAGGUGUCAAAGGAAUGGUUUUUAUUUAAUGAUAGCCGAGUGACAUUUACCUCAUUUCAGUCAGUCCAGAAAAUAACGAGCAGAUUCCCCAAGGACACUGCUUAUGUGCUGGUUUACAAAAAACAGAACAGUACAAAUACACUCAGCGCUAAAUCAACCAAUGGGCUCUGGGUCAAUGGAGAUCCCCCUCUGCAGAAAGAUCUUAUGGAUGCCAUUACAAAAGACAAUAAGCUAUAUUUGCAGGAGCAGGAGCUUAGUGCUCGAACACAGGCCCUUCAAGCAGCUGCAGCUUCGUGCUCCUUUCGGCCAAAUGGAUUUGAUGACAAUGACCCCCCAGGAAGCUGUGGGCCAACUGGCGGAGGUGGUGGAGGCGGAUUUAGCACUCUUGGCAGACUAGUGUUCUAGGAAGAGAGCAUAAAAUGCAUUGGUUUCCAAGCAGCUAUUGAUACUGCUUAGGACUGUUCUUACUGAACUGUAUUAAAUAAUGUACUAAGCUUUUUUUUUUCAAGAUGUGAUCUUUGUUCUAAAGAGAACUCUCUUUUUUUAUUUGAAAUAAAUAAGUGCAUCAUGGAGAAAUCUACCUCUUAAAUUCACUUGUUUUUAUGGAAAGAUAUUCUUCCAAAAGAGGAGUUAGAAGAUUUUUAUGACACUAGAUGAACUAGUAAAAAGCACUUGCAAUAUGUAAUCCCAAAUCCCUUGAUGAAAGAAUACUUAUUCUUUGAAAAAGAGAUGGUUACUCAACCCCAGCAGUGUUUGCGGUGGGGUUAAUUUGUCCAUAAAUCUAUAAAUCCUCAAAGGCUCUGGAGUUGGUAACCUAAAAAUAAAUGAAAAUCCAACGUGCUAACAAUGUAAUCCAGGAUAAGAAAUACUCAAACUCAAUGUAUUUACAUUACAGGUACAUAUAUUAAAAAGUCACUUUAAUGUGCUUGUUAAAUCAUUUUUCCAAAUGUGCAUGGUCUUGUAGGGGGUGGGAAUUAAGUAAAAAAAAAUGCAAAGUUUGUAGUAUUUUUAAUUGCUUUGAGGAUUUUAAAAUUAUUUCAGGGAGUACAUCUGCUGUGUUUUGAAGGAAAAGACUUUGUACGUGCCUUGUACUUUAACAAAGUACAAAACCUUUUGAGGCUGCGGAAGAGUGUAGAACAUGAGAUGUUAAUUUCUUGUUUAAUAUGAACUUAAUAUGUUUUUGGAAAGUGUUAGCUUCGCCAGAAGUAAAGUCUGAUGGUUCUAAAAAUA
Molecule: messenger RNA, 4094 nt
Organism: Lacerta agilis (Sand lizard)
Lineage: Eukaryota; Metazoa; Chordata; Lepidosauria; Squamata; Lacertidae
Gene: USP38
Product: ubiquitin specific peptidase 38
Exons: 10
Coding region: 108-3269 (1053 amino acids)
Biological process (GO): ubiquitin-dependent protein catabolic process; protein deubiquitination
Cellular component (GO): cytosol; nucleus
Molecular function (GO): cysteine-type endopeptidase activity; cysteine-type deubiquitinase activity
Source: RefSeq, a predicted model, not a curated record